Nerophis lumbriciformis (worm pipefish) is the source of this 1422-nucleotide messenger RNA. It is a transcript of the gene pdzd11, whose product is annotated as PDZ domain containing 11. Gene Ontology annotation, molecular function: protein binding. Lineage: Eukaryota; Metazoa; Chordata; Actinopteri; Syngnathiformes; Syngnathidae. The record is from RefSeq and is a predicted model, not a curated record.
GUAGGUGGCGGUAAUGCACACCACAAGGUUGCUUGCCAACCGCCAUAAAAAAACAAAAGAAGAAGAAGAAGAAGGGCGCUACUGACCACUUUGGCCAUUUGUCACGUGACAAAGUCCUCGCUUGUUGUUCAGCGACUUCCGCACGUAAUAAUGGAUCAGAAGAUACCCUAUGAUGACUACCAGCUUCCAGUGGUGUUCCUGCCAUCUUAUGAGAACCCACCUGCAUGGAUCCCCCCUCAAGAGCGGAUUCACCACCCCGACUACAACAACGAGCUCACCCAGUUCCUCCCCCGCACCGUGGUCUUGAACAAACCUCCAGGAGCACAGCUUGGCUUCAACAUCCGUGGCGGCAAGGCGUCGCAGUUGGGAAUCUUCAUAUCCAAGGUGGUGCCAGACUCCGACGCUCACAGAGCAGGACUCCAGGAGGGAGACCAGGUCCUUUCAGUCAACGAGGUGGAUUUCCAAGACAUUGAACAUUCCAGAGCUGUGGAGAUUCUGAAGACUGCACGGGAAAUCCUGAUGAGAGUUCGCUUCUUUCCUUACAACUACCAGAGGCAGAAGGAGAGAACUGUCCACUAGGUGGCGCCAGUGAGACGGGAGACAAAGAAGCACUGAGUCAGAAGACGUCACAGUAUGUCAUUACCACACUUCCAACAAUAGGUGACUCACACUAUUUCAUACUUGUACACACUGUGCCAUUAUCACUACUCCACCUUCAAAGUAAAGUCAAUCCCUUCUCAUGUAAUAUAUGUAUAAAAUGUAAAUAUUAGAGUGGCAUAUCAAGACCGCAGCACCAAGUUGUGAAAGCAAAUCUACCACAUGAAGCACAUAGAUGGCUUUUUAUACAUGCAGUUGUAGCAAACAUCAUUUUAGUCGCCAUCCUGUGUUUGCAGUAACCUUUUAAACACUUUUAUUUCCAAUUUCAUGUCACAUUUAUAUUUUAACACACUUAAAGCUUACACCAUUUUUAUAUUGUUUUUAAAGUACUAAGAAAAAUGUGUUGUUUUUUUAUUUUUAAAAUUGCUUCUUUAUCAUGAUAUUGUUUUAUAUAUUUAUCUUUUGAAAUAAAGACACAAGUAUGUACUUAUAUACGUAAGUACAUUAUUAAGAAGUAUGGAUUUAUUGGUCCUAAUUGUACAAUACAUUAUGAAGAAAAUGGCUAAAUGUAGCCAAAUAUAAGACUUUUCUCAAUUUAAAGAAUUAUAUAAGCGGUAGAAAAUGGAUGGAUGGAUAAUCUCAAUAUAGGCAAAUAGCUAAAUUUGAGCCCAAAUUGAAAAUAGAUUUUUUUUAAAUGUCCAAAAGAAAGGAAAAUGUAAAAAAAAAAAAAAGAAGAAGAAUAUCAACAUUUGAGGCAAAUGUAAGAAAUAAUUGUACAAAAGAACAUUUGAAUCAUAUGUCCCUAUAAAAGAAAUACCAAUAUUA